Messenger RNA from Stomoxys calcitrans (stable fly), 719 nucleotides. RefSeq names its product homeobox protein MOX-2 (gene btn). Lineage: Eukaryota; Metazoa; Arthropoda; Insecta; Diptera; Muscidae. Gene Ontology annotation, biological process: positive regulation of transcription by RNA polymerase II. Gene Ontology annotation, molecular function: DNA-binding transcription factor activity, RNA polymerase II-specific; RNA polymerase II cis-regulatory region sequence-specific DNA binding. Gene Ontology annotation, cellular component: nucleus. Bases 1 to 645 code for a protein of 214 amino acids. The transcript has 3 exons. The record is from RefSeq and is a predicted model, not a curated record.
AUGCAAACUAAUCUGGAAGAUUUUUUCUAUUGUGAAAAUUCAACGGAAUCAUUUUCGAAUUCCUAUCAGUUGCCCCAUCAACACGUGAACACUUCCAAUACUCAUUACGAUGACAAUGCCUAUCGAGAAAUGCAGCAUUAUUAUAUGGAUCAAUUUAAUCAAAGCUAUGUAAAUAAUACUUGUGUUACCUCAUCUUCGGAUACUGUGAUUUAUGAAAGAAGUCCAUACUAUAUGUGCAAUCAAAAUUACACGGAUCUAAACAAUUGUGCCCAAACACCGCCACCCCAACAACAAUAUUGGAAUACCAGGGAAAUCAACACCAGCGAAAACACAUCCCCUCAAAAGGAAAUUGUAAAUUCAGAGUCAUUCACUGAUUCGAAGAAUCAAACUCCAUCAAAUCACCUAAAUAUCAUACCGGCCGUUUCAUCAAGUCGAAAAGAACGAACUGCCUUUACAAAGGAACAAAUUAAAUCUUUGGAAAAAGAAUUUCUGCAUGCCAACUAUUUGACAAGGCUAAGAAGAUAUGAAAUUGCAGUGGCCUUAGAUUUAACAGAACGACAGGUUAAAGUUUGGUUUCAGAACAGACGAAUGAAAUGGAAACGUCUAAAAAUGGAAGCAACUACUAAUGAUAAAACCUUUAAUUGAGUUUUAGAAAGUUUUCUAGUUGUUUAUUAUUAUUUUAUUUAAUAUGUAUAUAUGUAAGUAUUAUUGUUAGUCAU